AGUCAGCAAGGCAACAGAAAUUGCUGGAAGCGUUGUUUGUUCUGUUAACAGUGGGAAAAGCAGACAGCCCAUGUCGUCUUCUUUUAAGAGAAAAUAUGAGUUCAAGCGUGUAGGAAUUUUAUACCUGAGAGCACAUAGAGCAUCCCUGCCAUCUCCAGAGGAAAGGGUCACAAGCGGGCAGAUGUGUGCACUGUUGUGUAAUAUAUUGCCUGUAGCAUGCAUGAGUAACAGCUGAGGGAGUGACAUUGGCUUCAGUUUCCUUGAGGCAGUGGCAGUGCUAGACAUGAAUUCUCCUCUCUAUGGCAGACAUCUCUUGGACAGAGAUCAACAACCUUUUUUAAGUGUUUGCAACAAUCUCAACUCAACCUGUGUGGAGACGUUGACUCCGCAGAGCUCAUAAAUGCCUUUCAUUGAAAAAAGGCUUUGGACAUUCAUUUUUGUGAAUGUGUACAAGCAACAGAUUACUUGAUAAAGAUGGGAAAUAAGCAAACAAUCUUCACUGAUGAGCAGCUUGAUGCCUAUCAGGACUGUACAUUUUUCACUCGCAAGGAAAUUCUGCGGUUACAUGGCAGAUAUCACGAGUUGGCUCCACAUCUUGUACCAAUGGACUACACCAAUGAACCUGACUGUAAACUGCCCUUAGCAUUAAUUGUCAACAUGCCAGAGUUAAAGGAAAACCCAUUCCGCAACAGGAUUGUGGAGUCCUUCUCGGAGGAUGGGAUGGGGAACCUCAGCUUCAAUGAAUUUGUGGACAUGUUUUCAGUCCUCAGUGAAACGGCUCCUAGAGAACUGAAGGCGAUAUAUGCCUUCAAGAUAUAUGAUUUCAACGUGGAUAAUUACCUGUGCAAAGAGGACCUUGAGAAGACUCUAAAUAAGCUGACAAAAGAGGAGCUGACUCCUGAGGAGGUGGAGCUGGUGUGUGAGAAAACCAUAGAGGAGGCAGAUUUGGAUGGAGACAACAAACUCUCUUAUGCUGACUUUGAAAAUAUGAUUUCCCGGGCUCCAGAUUUUUUAAGUACAUUUCAUAUCCGCAUCUGAGAGUGUUGGAUGGAUAGUUUCUGUGGUCAGCAGGGUGCUGAACCCCAAGACUCAACCGGAACCAUGUUCUGGCUCCAACACAGUGUCAGCAUCUUACCCAGAAAAAGAUGCACAGCAAUCCUUUCCAGACUUGACUCAAGGUGUCCUUACCUCAGAACCACACAUUAUAUUACUUUAGAGACAUGUGUUUCUUCUUUUACCAAAUAAAAAAGGGCUUGAAUUAAAUUAGAAAAAAAGAUAGUCUUUUUUAUAUUUUAAGGUUAGAUUUGUGCCUGUUGUGCAAAUGAAAAACAACACUCAUCUAUCUGCAGUGCUUCCUGCAAGCUACACUGACACACUGGGUUUGCAGUUUUUAUAAGACUACGGACAAAGCUUGAGGUAUAUGAAAUCAGAGCUUUGGCUUCAAGGGCAUGCAUACUGUUUAUUCUUUAUGAACUAUGCAACAUUUUUAUAUUUACUACUUAGUUUGUGACUUGCUUUUAAAACUAGAAGAUGAUGACAAUCAUAUCUGUUAUUGAAUAUUAUAUAAAGGGCUCUGUCAUCUGAAUUAAUUUAAGUAGCUUUCAUCGUCUGCCUCAGUCAGUGUCAUGAGAUGUUAGUUACAGCCAUCUUUUGGAUUUGUAUUUUAUAUUUCAUGUGAAAUCAGAAAUUUGUUUUGAUAAAUUUUGUUUCUGUGUUCUCUGAUCAAAUUGCUUUGUGUGUCUUCUUUCGUGAGUUUUGUUGCUGUAAGUAAAAAAAAAAAAAAGAACAAAAGUUUUGUUAAUUGGGAAUAUGUCGUUUGAAGUGACCUGACCUGCUGCUUUAAUGUUAUAACCUAACCCACCCACUUGGUAUGAUCAAAGACUAUGUACAGUCAAGAUGAGGAAAUGACUGUCUCUGUAUAAUCCAUCAUAUAUGCCACAUGUAAAAAAAAAAAAAAAGGAUGUAACCAUUUGAGGCGAGCUGCUUAUACGCUUAUAAAU
Molecule: messenger RNA, 2000 nt
Organism: Melanotaenia boesemani (Boeseman's rainbowfish)
Lineage: Eukaryota; Metazoa; Chordata; Actinopteri; Atheriniformes; Melanotaeniidae
Gene: cib2
Product: calcium and integrin binding family member 2
Exons: 7
Coding region: 475-1038 (187 amino acids)
Molecular function (GO): calcium ion binding
Source: RefSeq, a predicted model, not a curated record